Ipomoea triloba (trilobed morning glory) is the source of this 646-nucleotide messenger RNA. RefSeq names its product glutaredoxin-C11-like. Bases 99 to 407 code for a protein of 102 amino acids. Lineage: Eukaryota; Viridiplantae; Streptophyta; Magnoliopsida; Solanales; Convolvulaceae. The transcript has a single exon. The record is from RefSeq and is a predicted model, not a curated record.
UCAAGCUAGAUAAGUAGCUAUCCCUAGCCACAACUAUAUUUACAUAUUUGUUUGAAUUUGUUUAGCAGAUUUUAAGGAUCGAUUAUUAUUGAAUUGAAAUGGAGAGAAUUAGAGAGUUGUCGUCAAAGAAGGCGGCGGUGAUCUUCACCAAGAGUUCUUGCUUCAUGUGCCACAGCAUUAAGGCGCUGUUCUACGAGCUGGGAGCCAGCCCGGCGGUGCACGAGCUCGACCAGGACGUCAGCGGCCGGGAAAUGGAGUGGGCAUUGCGGAGCAUGGGCUGCAACCCUUCCGUCCCCGCCGUCUUCGUCGGCGGCCACUUUGUCGGCUCCGCCAAGGACGUCAUAUCUCUUCACCUCGAUGGUUCUCUCAAACAAAUGCUCAUUAACGCUAAGGCCAUUUGGUUCUAGCACUUACUUACCUACCUGCAGCCUACUUACCUCGACUAUAUAUAUAUAUAUAUAUACCAACUCCAUCUUCAACUAUAUAUAUAUACACUACUACUUGUCUUCUUGAUAUAUACUUGUGUUGGAACAACCAAGUCAACCGUAUAUGUAUCAAGAUUUACUUACAAUUCGCCAUGUUUUAUACAAAUGGCUACUCAUCAAAUGAAAACUAGUUUUUCGAGUUAAUUUUAUGCUCACUUUAA